AUGGAAUCCAACAGAAAAACCAAAUCGCUAAACGAUGCCUGGAAUCCUCGUGCAACGAAGGAGACUUACAAUCUCAAACCGCACCCGCAGACUGGUCGACUCAUCGACAAUCACCCUGGCAAGCGCACCACGCCAAUGAGAGUCCUUGUGCUUGGUAUGUCAAGGACAGGAACCAUGUCGGUCUUUGCUAGCCUUGAGCAACUCGGCUUUCACCCCUACCACAUGACCAAAGCGAUAUCGUCCCCGAAGUCGAAUCUCGAUGUGUGGCGAGAAGGUAUCGAUGCCAAAUUCUACGGCAAAGGGAAGAAAUGGGGCAGAGAAGAGUUCGAUAAAAUACUGGGCAACUAUGACAGCAUCGCCGAUGUUCCUGGUGUGAGCUUUGCCGAGGAACUCAUCACGGCAUACCCAGAAGCGAAGGUCAUUCUGAAUCAUCGCGACGUCGAUCAAUGGCUGGCUAGCAUGCAGAGUACAGCGGGAACGGUACUGCGUUGGCGUGCUUGGGAGCAGAUGUCCCCCUGGGAUCCGGCUUUAGCGCAGCCUUUCUGGAGGUUCGCCAACUCAGUCAUGCCCGCAACAUAUGGAGUCUUCAACGACUUCUCGCCCCAGAGCCCAGCCAGGAGGGUGUUCCUCGAGCAUUAUGAAAGAGUCAAGAAAGUGACUCCCCGACAUCGUCUUCUCGAAUACCGAGUGCAACAGGGAUGGGGUCCAAUCUGCAGGUUCCUGGAUUUACCAAUUCCUGAUGAGGACUUCCCGCGCAUCAAUGACAAGAAAGAGUUCCUGUUCGCUCAUGCUAUUAUGUGGUAUCUUUCCUUGGGCAAGAUGGUUGUCAAGGUCUCUCUGAUGGCAGCACCAGUCCUUGCGGUCUCUGUGGCGUUGUGGCAAAGAGAGUCUUUGAAGGGGCUGAGGUUUUGGUGA
This is a messenger RNA of Zasmidium cellare ATCC 36951, 915 nucleotides long. RefSeq lists its product as uncharacterized. NCBI's taxonomy places the organism in Eukaryota, Fungi, Ascomycota, Dothideomycetes, Mycosphaerellales, Mycosphaerellaceae. The transcript has a single exon. The record is from RefSeq and is a predicted model, not a curated record. Bases 1 to 915 code for a protein of 304 amino acids.